This is a messenger RNA of Cucurbita pepo subsp. pepo (vegetable marrow), 2089 nucleotides long. It is a transcript of the gene CPK24, whose product is annotated as calcium-dependent protein kinase 24. Gene Ontology annotation, molecular function: ATP binding; calcium ion binding; protein kinase activity. Gene Ontology annotation, biological process: protein phosphorylation. NCBI's taxonomy places the organism in Eukaryota, Viridiplantae, Streptophyta, Magnoliopsida, Cucurbitales, Cucurbitaceae. The record is from RefSeq and is a predicted model, not a curated record.
UUGAAUAAGUCGUAAGAAAAUGGCGGGAGGUCUUCAACAAACUCGAGGAAUCGGCAUUAACGAAAUUUGCUGUCCGCCUCCUCCUUCCUCUCUCUUGCCUCUGUGAUUUCCGCUCCCAAAAUUUCUCCGUAUAAGCCCCCCUCCAUUUCCAUCUCCCUCCCUCCCUUCCUCCCUCCCUCCCAUGGGAAGUGCAUGAGCUUUUCCGGCCACUAAAAGUUCCUUCUCCUCCCAUGGGAAGCUGCGUUUCCGUGCAGUCCAGAGCCGGAUCCUUCGCCAAGAGGAGCAGAGACGUCAGGCCUCUUCCCGAUCAUGCCGUAAUCGAAUCUGUUCGAAAGUCCUCUGUUCGACUUGCGGCUUCCAUUCUCUCCGAUGAAUCCACCGGCGACAACAUUUUUGAGAAAUAUCGCUUCGGGAAGGAGCUUGGGCGGGGGGAGUUUGGGAUCACGCACCAGUGCUUUCAGAUCGAGACUGGCGAGACUUUCGCCUGUAAGACUAUUUCUAAGAGCAAGUUGAGAUCUGAGAUCAAUGUCGAGGAUGUGCGGAGAGAGGUCGCGAUUAUGCGAAGUUUGCCCAAGCAUCCAAAUAUUGUUACCUUUAAGGAGGCCUUUGAGGAUAACGAAGCGGUUUAUUUUGUAAUGGAGCUUUGCGAGGGCGGUGAACUCUUCGAUAGGAUCGUCUCCAAAGGGCAUUACACUGAGCGCGCGGCUGCGGACGUGACCAAGACCAUUAUCGAGAUUUGCAAGGUAUGCCAUGAAAAUGGAGUUAUCCAUAGGGACUUGAAACCUGAGAAUUUCUUGUUCGCAGAUGAAAGUGAAAACUCCCGACUGAAGGCAAUUGAUUUUGGUCUUUCCAUAUUUUUCGAACCUGAUCAGAGAUUCAGUGAAAUUGUUGGAAGUCCGUAUUACAUGGCACCGGAGGUCCUAAGACGCAGCUAUGGGCCGGAAAUUGAUGUAUGGAGCGCUGGGGUGAUUCUUUAUAUCUUGCUUUGUGGAGUUCCUCCUUUCUGGGCAGAAUCUGAGGAAGGCAUUGCUCAUGCUAUUGUUCGGGGUAAUAUAGAUUUUGAGAGGGACCCUUGGCCAAAGGUUUCUCAGGAAGCAAAAGAACUUGUGAUGGGGAUGCUCGAUCCAAAUCCUUACAGUCGGAUGACUGUUGAAGAAGUUCUUGAGCAUCCUUGGAUACAAAACAAAAACCAGGCUCGUAAUAUCCCCCUGGGUGAAAAUGUCGGCAUAGGGAUUAAGCAAUUCACUUUGAUGAAUAAGUUCAAGAAGAAAGUACUUAGAGUUGUGGCCGAUCACUUGUCAGAUGAGCAAAUGGAUGGGAUCAGACGAAUGUUCCAUAUGAUGGACACAGAUAAAAAUGGAGAUUUAACUUUUGAGGAGUUGAAGAAUGGUCUGCAUAUGAUUGGACAUUCUCUUUCCGACCCUGAUGUGCAGAUGUUGAUGGAAGCUGCGGAUAUGGAUGGAAAUGGAACAUUAAGUUGCGAGGAGUUUGCAACAAUGUCCAUUCACCUCAGAAAGAUGAGCACUGAUGAGCUUCUGACUCAAGCGUUCAGAUUCUUUGACAAGGACCAAAAUGGGUACAUUGAAUAUGAUGAACUCAGAGAAGCUUUGAUGGACGACAAUGAGAAGGUGAUCCAAGAUAUCAUUUCUGAUGCUGACAUAGAUAAGGAUGGCCGAAUCAGUUACAAUGAGUUCAAGGCAAUGUUAACCACAGGAAUGGAUUGGAAAAUGGCUUCUCGGCAGUAUUCAAGAGCAAUGCUUCAUGCGCUUAGCAAAAAAUUGUUCAAAGAAAAAUCAGUGGCAGAAUGUAAAGGUAGAUAGUUUCUGAGUUCAACUCAGAAUCAAUCACACUCCAAAAGGGAAAGAAAUGGAUAGAAUGUGCACCCUCAAUUUUCGUGGAUGGAAAUAAGAGUCUUUUUUGGAGUUUCUAGCUCAUUCCGCCCAUUUUCAGAGAACACAACAAAAAGGGGUAAAUGUGCUUAAUAUAAAUUUAGAGUUCUUGGAAAUCCAUUUUUCUGAGACAGACUUGUAUGUGUUUCAUUUUCGGAUGAGUUUUUGAAUGUGGUUAAAACUUCUUAUUUAAUUAACCU